AUGAGGUCCUGCCUGUGGAGACUCGGCCGCCUGGGCCACGCUGUCCGCUGGCUCCUGCUCGCGGCCGGCUUGGUUUUCUUCCUGCUCACUCUGUCCUCCUACUUGAGGGAGCCGAGUACGCAACCCAGCAGCUUACCUGAUGCCCAAGAACAGACACUAGUCGUGCUUCUGACCUGUUUCUACCGUCCUCACACUUUCUCAAACGUUCUCUUUGUCCCCAGGUAUCAGGGCAUGCCGAACGUUAAAGGAAAGUCAUCAGAACUGCUGCAAAAGGCCCCGUCCCUGGCACCCAAGGUGAAGAGGUGGACCACCACCCACGCAGGGUCCGCACGGGGGAACAGCAUGCUGGACACCUGCCCUGACGCCACGGGCCACACCGAGGCCAGAGUGCCCAGCACAGCAAGGACAGCAAUGCCCAGGGCUCAGAAGAGGAAGGACCCUACACUGGACACGCUGUCCCAGGGAAGUUGGGACAGGGGGGCGGCCUCCAAUGGGACAGAGGCACCGUCCCUGCACAGCCAGGGUGCAAGAACCACCAAGGGAAGGAGGGACAAGGGGGCCGCCUCCAAUGGGACAGAGGCACCGUCCCUGCACAGCCAGGGUGCAAGAACCACCAAGGAAAGGAAGGACAAGGGGGCCGCCUCCAAUGGGACAGAGGCACCGUCCCUGCACAGCCAGGGUGCAAGAACCACCAAGGAAAGGAAGGACAAGGGGGCCGCCUCCAAUGGGACAGAGGCACCGUCCCUGCACAGCCAGGGUGCAAGAACCACCAAGGAAAGGAAGGACAAGGGGGCCGCCUCCAAUGGGACAGAGGCACCGUCCCUGCACAGCCAGGGUGCAAGAACCACCAAGGAAAGGAAGGACAAGGGGGCCGCCUCCAAUGGGACAGAGGCACCGUCCCUGCACAGCCAGGGUGCGAGAACCACCAAGGGAAGGAGGGACAGGGUCGAGAAGCCGACAGCCACCAGGACAGCGCCAGCAGAGCCCUCGGCAUCCAUCGCAAGGACUCCCACUCCGGAAAGUCGGGCUGAGGUGCUGACCACUCUGGGAGCAGGGCAACCGGGCGGGAAAACGACAGGAGUGGCCACAGCGACAGUCCCGCCCACGAGGCCAGCCCGCGCCGCCCGGAGCUCUGCCCCUUCCCCGAGCCCCACCACCCAGCCGGCCCCAAGGCUGCGGGCCGCGAACUUCAAGUCUGAGCCCAAGUGGGAUUUUGAGGAAAAAUACAGCUUGGACGUGGGGGGCUUGCAGACGAGCUGCCCCGACUCCUUGAAGCUGAGAGCCUCCAAGUCACUCUGGCUCCGGAAUCUGUUUCUGCCCAACCUCACGCUCUUCCUGGACUCCAGGCACUUCAACCAGAGCGAGUGGGACCGUCUGGAGCACUUCGCUCCACCCUUCGGCUUCAUGGAGCUCAAUCACUCCUUGGUGCAGAAUGUCGUGACACGCUUCCCUCCAGUGGCCCAGCAGCAGCUGCUCCUGGCCGGCCUCCCUGCUGGGAGCACCCAGUGCGUCAGCUGCGCCGUGGUGGGCAACGGGGGCAUCCUGAACAACUCCCGCAUGGGCCGAGAGAUAGACAGCCAUGACCACGUGUUUCGGUUGAGUGGGGCUGUCAUUAGGGGCUACGAGCAGGACGUGGGUACCCGGACAUCUUUCUACGGCUUCACUGCCUUCUCCCUGACUCAGUCACUUUACAAACUGGGCAGCCAGGGGUUCCGGCACGCGCCUCUGGGGAAGGACAUCCGCUACCUGCACUUCCUGGAAGGCACCCGGGACUACGAGUGGCUGGAAGCUCUGCUCCUGAAUCAGACCCUCUUGAAACGGAGUCUCUUCUGGUUCAGGCACAGGCCCCAGGUAGCAUUUCGGGGAGCCUUGCAGUUGGACAGGUACCUGCUGCUGCACCCAGACGCCCUACGGUACAUGAAGAACAGGUUUUUGAGGUCUAAGACGCUGGACACUGCCCACUGGAGAAUAUACCGCCCCACCACGGGGGCCCUCCUGCUCCUCACUGCCCUGCAGCUGUGCGACAAGGUGAGCGCCUAUGGCUUCAUCACCGAGGGCCACCAGCGCUUCUCGGAUCACUACUACGACAAGUCGUGGAAAAAGACAGUCUUUUACAUCAACCACGACUUCAACUUAGAGAGAAAGCUCUGGAAGCGGCUACAUGAUGAAGGUAUCAUCAGGCUCUACCAGCACCCGUAAUGUCCAGACCCCGGGGCCGACUGGGGCCCUCCCGGGGCUCGGGCCCCUCCGCAUGGCUGAGGGCUUGUCUGCACGGAGGAGGGAGAACCCUGGAGAUGGCAGUGGCUGCAUUUUGGAGACCUUGGGAAGGCGCCCAAGGUUCUCCCAGGACUGGGACAGGGCUCCUUUUGGAGACCAAGGAAUUUUAACUAAACGGGUGAUGAGUGGCCAAUACCACAGACCUCUGCCAAGAACCACCCUUCACUGUUUGAAAGCUACUCAGCACAGAGGAAAUAGCCAAAUUUAUGGAAACAUAGAUUUGGGUUUGAAUUCGAGAUCCUUGACUUAGCAGCUGGGAAUCCUUGAAGGCCAUUACUUAAUCUCACUCUAGAUUGUCUAUCCCAGCGAUUUUCAACUGGUGUCCUGCUGCAAGAAUGCUU
Messenger RNA from Miniopterus natalensis, 2618 nucleotides. The record is from RefSeq and is a predicted model, not a curated record. Lineage: Eukaryota; Metazoa; Chordata; Mammalia; Chiroptera; Miniopteridae.